GGUGUUGCCGCCAUGUUUGUGCACUUGCACUCGUCGCCGUUGGUGGUGCGGCAGUCCUGCUCGCCCUUGAGCAACCCAAUCAAUGCCACACGUCCAUUUGGCUUGAGCAGCGACUUCCAGCCAAUUGAGAUAUUGGAUGUGAAGGAAGAACGGCGGCUGUUGUUGCAGUGCCUGCAGGAAUGCGGGAAGCAAGUCAAGUGGCGAAGUGAAGUUGCCGACGUCCACACUUUCCGCAAGGUCAUCUCGCACGGCUGCAGGGCACUGCAUUUCUCAGGCCACGGCGUGCCAGGCAAGGUCAUCUUUGAAAGCGCGACCUGCGAAGCGCACUUCUUGUCCCAACAGGAACUGAAGACCCUUCUCUUGGCCGGCGAUCAACCAUGCCCUGAAAGUGCCAUGCGUCUCGUGUUUGUGAGUGCAUGCCACUCCGAGAGCGUCGCAGAAGCAUUCGUGUCUGCCGGCGUGCCCCAUGUGGUCGUGGUCCCCAAGGAAGACAAAGUACUCGAUCAAAAAGCGAUGGAGUUCUCGAAAGCAUUCUACACGGCACUCUUGGCUGGACAUAGCGUCUUGAAAUCGUUUGAAAUCGGCCAAGUGCAAGCGAACAUUGUCACAGACACCCACCAAUCCAAGUUCAAACUGCUGGGUUGUGGCAACCACGCGGCAAGCCAUUUAUUCUCGGACCUCCCCCCGGGUCCAUACGAGGACUUGACGCCGCCGCUCCCGGUCAACGAGUGCGACGCCGUUGCGGAGGCGUUCAUCGGUCGUUCGUUGGAAGUACAUGCCGUGUUCACGGCGCUGGCCGAGGGGGCGCGCAUGGUAAGCCUUGUGGGGGAUGCAGGCAUGGGCAAGACCGAGGUUGCGCUGCAAGCGUGCCAGUACGCGACGGACAGGCACCUCUUCGAGCGCGUCUUUUUCCUUCGCUUGUCGGCCGUCCCCCCGGCACCAAAUUUGACGCGUUAUGUGCUGACUCGAUUAGCCAAGUGCUUUGGCUUGUUGGUCCAAGGAAACGACUUGGACGGACUUUGCGAACACAUUCGCGAUCAGUUGGACGCGCUCAAAGCCGACAAGCGCCUCACGUUCCUCUUGGUGCUGGACGGAUGCAACUACUUGCUCACAAACCCCAACGAACGGAGCCAGCUGUCGACAAUCCAAGCCAUUCUUUCCCAGCUCUUGCGAAGGGUACGGUCGUUGUCGCUGCUCGUGACAAGUACCACUCGCCUUGGCGGUGGCGCAGGGCUAGACUGUGGAGUCGGCGAGCGCAUCAUCCCCAUCGAGCCCCUGCCACCAUGGGACGCCGCCUUGCUCUUCACACUGCGCGCGCCGCGUCGGCUGCAGGUCCACGAAAUGGGCGGCGGGUUGGCCCCGUUUGCCCAAAGCCAGAUCAUGGAUGCUCUGGGGGGACAUCCCAAGACCAUCUGCGCGGUCGCGCAACUGCUCGAGAACCACGACUUGUCGCGGGACGAAGGGGAGUUCCUACACUAUUUAAUUCCCGCCGUGAUCGCCGGCCUCGACCCAGCGUCCAAACAACACUUUUCAACCGACUAUUGUCCGCUGUUGCCCUACACAGUAUCAUCCAAAAAAGAACCACCAUCGGACAUGAGUCGAACGCACGACGACAAGCUGGUGCCCGUGGCUGCCCUGCCCAUCGCAUGCCCCCCGCCGCCCCUGCACCAGCCCCCGUCAUCGUCAUCGACCCCCGCCAGCGACGGCCUGUCCCCCCAGCAACUCCAGCUCUUCGCCAUCAAGCGGCAGGUGGAAGGCUCGAUUGCGUCGUCGGAAGGGUGCAUGAUAUGGGCGCAUGCUGUGGUUGAAUUCAAUAAGUCCACUGCGUCGUCAGUCGACGUGUGCCAAGUCGCGGCGCUCACUUCCGUGCCGUUUGAGUUUAUCGGCCAACAAGUCAGUCGGUACUUUGCAUCCAAGAUACGCCAAGACGCCGUCCUGCGCCCGCUCUCCACUCGAUGCAUGGAAUUCCUCAGCUCCAGCGACCGCAUUUGGGGCCGCGCCGGCGUGAGCCCCAACACUCGCCGGGGUCUCGUGGACUUGGACAUGUUUGGCGCGUUUUGGACGUGGUUCCAGCCCCUGCUCAGCUGCAUCAAGACGUCGCAACUGUGGGGGUUCAAGCACCCGCGGCUGCUCCACGGGUUCAUUUCGAAGUCUUCGUGUGUAAACAUGCUCAGUCCGUGCGUACCAGGCACGUUCCUGCUGCGGUUCUCUGAAACCAAGGCGUCAUGUGUUGUGGUGGUGUUCGUCACCAGCGGGGGCCGCGUAGAGAUGGUGCCCGUGGAGUACAAGCACACCGUGCCCCGGCGGUUUGAAGUGUACUUGCAGGACAGCGGCGCCAUCGUGUCAUUUUCGACGCUGCCAGAACUCGUGCUCAACGUCCACGUGCUCAAGUUUGUCUACCCUCACACCCCCAAGCAAAAUGUGUUCCAAGUGUAGUCCCGUUAGUUACUCGAACGUCAUAGUGGUGAACGUUUGUAUUAACUACUUAGUACUACGACUACUACUACUAGUCAUACACCGACGACGAGUCUAGCACGCAGCGAAAGCCCACCGUGGCCGACCGAUCGUAGCUCGGCGACAACUGCAGCCACUUGCCGUGCUCUUGGACGUGCUUUACAUGGGGAAAGUACCAGUUCGGGUCGUUCAAACUCGACGCCACCGGCUGGUAUCGACUGCCUCCACGGAGGAGCAAACUGCACGUGUGAGUGUCGCAGAAUGUAUCGGUCAUCUCCCACACGAGGCCUUCGAGGUCGCACACCCCUGCGGUGGUGCAUCCGUCCGGAAAUCCCCCCACGCUCACGAGGCUGUCGACUUCACCGUGAAGGAUGGAUGGCACGCGCGUCAGGUCCGCCGAGUCGCCCCACGGGUGCAGCGUCGACUGGUUGGUGGGGCCGUUGGAGGCCACGUAUUGCCACUCCCAGUCGUGGGGCAGACGAAGGCCGUAGAAGUCGGCGAACGCCCGCGCGUCUUCCACCGACACGUGCACGACGGGAUGGUCCGCGGCUCCCGGCGGGUACCUCCAAGACGUUACUGGCUCGUACGUGGUGGGCUCUGCUGCGUACCGGUGGUGCCACGUCUGGAGAAACUGCGACAAGUCAGACGGUGUGUAGUUGGAUUGGAGCAGAAACGACUGGUACUGGCCGUUUGUGACGGGGUGGCGCAUGAUGUGGAACGGGUCGACCCACAAUUCGGUCGCGUGGUGCGGCGACGGUCGGCUCUCCCACGGGAAUUGCACCCCGACCCCGUACAAGUCAUCGCCGUGGGGGGUCCACGCCGGCACGGGUUCGAUUUGCACGCCAUCGACCACGAACUUCCACGCUUCCGACCCUGGAAUCGACACCUACACCACACGAUAUAUCAAUACCCAAUGAUUGCAUCUCCAGCCUUACAAGAUCCAAGUCAGAUAAUGCCGAUGCCGCCGCCUUGGGCGAUGCCUCGAUCUCUUUAGCACUGACGAUCGUAGUGACUGGUUUGAUGGAGGUUAUGGAUUGAGAAAGAAGCGGCCGGGCCGUGCCAUACGCACGCAGGGGCAAUGCUGUCAAUUGGUGCAUGUAUGAGAGGAACCCGGGCAGCCAGUCGUCCAGCCCCCCCACUUCGCUGCGAUGCACGACAAAGAGGGCCCCGUAGCCGUAGCCUUCGAUGGCCACGGGCACACUCACCGUCGAGCCGUCUCCGCUGUGAGUGGCGUCGACUGUUGCGUUGAGCUCGAGCCCAUGAUAUAGAUCAAACACAGCGACGUCGUGGGUCAAUCCAGGCAGGUCCAGGGUCACGACGCCAGUGAAAUCGUCGGGGGAUGUGUGGAUGAACGUGAACACGAUGGAAGGGUGGUGUGGGGUCGGGAAGGCGCUGCCGUGAACGUUUGCAGGCAGGUCGGGGACGUAGGGCUGCCAGGUCGUCGAGUGCAUGGCCUCUGGGAAGCGCCGGAGGAUGGCGGAUGUUCGCUUGAGUUCUUGCCACUCGCGCUCCGUCAUGGCGUUCCAGAUGCCCCAGAUGUUCUCCCACACAACGUACCCCGCGCCAUUGAAAAAAGCCAUCUGCAACUCCACGGACCGGCUGAGCGACCACCGCGCGCACACCAGCGGCGUGUGACGAGGCUCCAAGUACUUGGCGCGGGCCACGGGGGGGAACUGAGAGAAACCAAAGUAGUACCCCCAGCUCAUGGGGUUCACACCCAGGGUGUGCGAAGGGAGGCCGCCUUCGGGGCACGUUGCCGUCGGGGCCGAGCAGUUGAAGAAGGAGGCAGGUACACCAUACAUGGUAUCGCCAUUGAUCCCGUCGGCCCCGAUGGCGUCGACGAUGGUAUGCAGGGUGGAGAUGUCGGAGCGGUAGCGAGGAAGGGUGGGGUCGCUGUUGCGAGUGGCGGUGUCCCAAGGUUGGUAUGGAAGGAACACAGUUACGUUGUGCGCAUGAAAGUCAUCCACGAGGGAGCGAAGCCCAUCGAGGCCACCCGGAAGGAUGGACCAAAAAUCGUAUUGGUUGCGAGCGUCGAUGCCCAGAUUCGGAUACGACGGCCAGAGCAGCACGCUGUCGAUGGGCAAGUCGAAACUCGUGACAAACUUGUCGACAGUGUACGCGUUGUUCGCUCGAUCAUACAACGUCCGGUCGUGCAACAUGGCGAACACUUGCACAAAGCUGCGCUGAGUCCAUUGCAAAGAUGGCAGGUUGUAGACGUUGCAGACGCCGUCGGGGUCGUAUCGUACGGACUGCAACUCCUUUCGCUUCCACGUGCCCCACUCGGCACGCCAUGCGUCGAUAGACGCACGGUCUCUCAAAGCAGGGCCAUCCAAAAGCUCAUACCCGUCCGGCAUGGGUUCCCAGGAAAACACUCUUGUCGCCAAUGCCACAAGCGUCAACCCCAAGAAGUUCAUCGUACGUUGAAAGCUAAAAUGUGAGAAGAUCCAACAAAUCCA
Molecule: messenger RNA, 4910 nt
Organism: Aphanomyces astaci
Lineage: Eukaryota; Oomycota; Saprolegniomycetes; Saprolegniales; Verrucalvaceae
Exons: 6
Coding region: 13-2436 (807 amino acids)
Source: RefSeq, a predicted model, not a curated record